UUCAGUGUAACUGAUUUGGAUGCAUGUUGUAUUAUUUGCUAUGCUUAUUGUUUCUUUCAGAUCACCAAGAAGUUGAGCGGGCCUGCGAAAGGCACAGCACAGUGGCUUACCUCAGUGGGCAAUGAGAUAGGUCAGGUGCUGAUGAGUGUCCUGACUGCGAAUGAAGGGGCUGGGUUAGACCUCAUGGCUGCAGGGCUCAUGGAGCGAUACCGGAGUGCUGGUGUUGAUCCUCCCACUAUCAUUUAUGUGGACUGUGAUUGUUGCAAGAAAGUGGGAGAGACUAAAUUGAAGAGGCGGUUCAGCGGCUGGCCAGAUGUCAUCGUCCGCCUAGACAUUUGGCAUUUUAUGCGACGUCUGGCAGUAGGGUGCACCACUGACGCCCACCAGUUGUACCCUACUUUUAUGGCAAGGCUGUCAUCCUGUAUUUUUGAGUGGGAUGCAGGGGAUCUCACUCUGCUGAGACAGGCCAAAAGGGAGCAACUCAUCCAACAGGGCUGGCCUACUCUGUCGGAGGAAGAACUGGACCAUCAUUUAACUAAAGCUGAGCUGCUCCAGCACUGCAGGAGGAGAACACGGGGAGAAGAAACCACUUUCCGCCUCCUUGAUAUGCUCAUCAGAGAGCUCAUGGGUGGCAAGGGGAAUGAUGCUCUUGGUGUUCCUCUACUUGACAGUGUGAGAAUGCAGCACAUCUGGAAUGUCCAGAGGCGGCACAUCACCUGUAUCCAAGACCCUCCAAAUGUGCCGCUCUAUACUGAAACUGGAACUACAAGCAAGGGUGGGGUGGUUCUAAAAACCUAUCGUUGUGCCAGAGGCUCCACAUCCCUGGAAUCAUUUCACUGCCACCUAAGCAGAUUUAUUCCAGGGAACAGCGCAAACAGCCUGAACUUCCAGAUUUAUCUCCUGGAAGGUUUAUUACGCUGGAAUCAGGACCGGGCUGAAGCUGCUGUUGCAGAUGGAGGUUCAACUCUGCGCUCUUACACAGGGGAGCUGGUUUACUCUGUCAAUGAGAACUACAAUAAGUUGUAUGGCAGGAAAUUGGUCCCUAGCUUCACUCCACCUGCAGUAUACACAGGGGAGCUCAUUGGAGUACAGUACUUGUUGAGGCAGAAUAGUCAGCCCCUGGAGGACAUGUGCCCUACCUCUGAUAGGACUUCUCAAUUGCUGGAGGAGAUAGAUGUGGAGGAGCAAGUGGAAAAGGAUGAGGGUUUCAUUGAUUUCUUUGGAGAGGAAGCCACAGUGGCAAAUCUUGUGGCAUCAGAUGACUUAGUCCUUUCAGGUCCACCAGUUCUACCAGCUGCACCAGUUCCCACUGCACCAGUGCCCAGUGUCCAGGAUCCUUUAGAUACACCAGUGCCCUCAGCAAUGGCUGUUGACGAACACUGCAUUCCUGGAAUGGACCGGGUGGAUGCAUUGGCAGAGUGUCUGGUGGAGCUGCGCACACAGACAAGCCUCACACUUACCAACCAACAAGUUGCGACCAUUGUGGGUCUGUGGCAGAACCUGGACAAAUUUGAUAAAGACAGGCUAAUCCUGAGCAAUGGAACGGUGAUGAGUGACACAACCCUUCAGCUAGUUGAGGUAAAUCAGAGGACCCUUACGACAUGGCACAAUAACCGUUUAAAGGGUCAGGAGGUCUCCUUGCUGUUGCAAGGGCUGGACCUUCCAGAGGCACGUCCAGUGGCUUUGGAUGUUUUGCCUCCAGCACGAGUACAGCCUGUUGUGCCUCCACAAUAUAGCCACCAGUUGCAUACCUACCAGAUGCCACCAGACACAGCUGGACAGGCAAAGACAAACAACUUCAAUCUGGCCAUCAGCCGUACACCCUCAGCGUUCAGCCACGUCCAGCCAGCUAAGGACAAUUUGUCCCAGGCCGACAGCACCACACCCUUUGGUUCCUGA
Messenger RNA from Carassius gibelio (silver crucian carp), 1899 nucleotides. RefSeq lists its product as uncharacterized. The transcript is spliced from 7 exons. Bases 142 to 1899 code for a protein of 585 amino acids. NCBI's taxonomy places the organism in Eukaryota, Metazoa, Chordata, Actinopteri, Cypriniformes, Cyprinidae. The record is from RefSeq and is a predicted model, not a curated record.